Molecule: messenger RNA, 1611 nt
Organism: Guillardia theta CCMP2712
Lineage: Eukaryota; Cryptophyceae; Pyrenomonadales; Geminigeraceae
Exons: 7
Coding region: 1-1611 (536 amino acids)
Source: RefSeq, a predicted model, not a curated record
AUGCCCAUCAGCGCGUUUCUCUUCACACUUGUAUGUAGCAUAUGGUUGCAACCCGUUACAGGAGGCACCCUGCUGCCUCCUGGUCAACUCCCCGCCCUUACCGAGGAAGGCCGUGGCCUUCGAGCAUCGCAUGUGCUGGUUGGGACAGUGAGGCGAUCAACGUCGACAGCAGUGAGGAUCAAGUUUGUCCUCGAUGUUUCCAACGUCCAGCCCGAUCGAGCCGCCAGCGACUUCAACAUCCUCGGAGGGGAAAUCGCUUCCAGCUUGACGUUGACCCGUUCUGCAGUUAGCCUUGUCAGCCAGUUCGCAGCGGGAACAACCACAUGGCAGAUAGCAUAUGAGGUGAGCACAACAAGAGAUGUAGCGGAAAAAGUUUCGUCUCAGAUCAAGAAAAGCUUGGACUCUCCCAGCCUCUCUGCGUUCAUCCGCUCCAAGGGAUGGAGAGUUGGGUUUUAUUCAUACCCCGCCAUGUACGACGAAGCGAACCUGCCCCUGAGGAUCACGGCAGACGACAGUCUGACAGCUGCGUUUGUGGCGAAAGUGAUCGUCCCCGUCUGUGCCAUCACUGCUCUGUUGAUCUUCCUGAUUCUUUACUUCCAUCUCGUCGAGCAGGUGGAAAUCUGGCUGGAGGGAAAGUCAGAUUCGGCGGAGAUCGACCCUGACGAGUUCUUGGGGAAGUUAGAAUCGGAUCGUAAGCUGUAUCGGGAAGCAGGGAAUCACGCGACCCCUUCGUCCAGUGAGCAGGAUGCAGAGAAGGAUCUGCAUGUGAGUUCCAAUGGAUGGAUUGGCCUCGGGCCCAUCAAGUUUAGCAAGCAGUCUGCCGACGCCAAGCAAAGAAACUUCGAUUUCUUUGAGAGCCCUUCCGAGGAGAACGUCUCCACUGUUGAUGGUGAGAGGAAGGAAGAUAUGGUUGCGUCGGAAUCGCCUCAAGAGCAAGAAGAAUGCAUGAUGAAGCCGGGGGUCAGUGUGAAGAUCAGCUCUAGCUUCCGGCCUUCUUCAGCUGCUCAUGAUGUAUUCUACGAUCUCUCCCAUCAGAGCGCGGAGAAGUCAGCUGGAGACGGUGACAGCGAGCUGCUGAAUUCAAGGUCGUCCAAGUCCAGCAUGCCCCGCGUGCUGGAUCACAAAGUAGCCAACUUCGUCAUACCAUCGCAUUCGAUGUCCGGGAGGCUGCGAUCCGACAACAGCAACUUCAGCAACGUGAGCAACUUCAGCAGCUUCCAGGAGAUCUCCGAAUCGGAUCUCUUCACGGCCUCGCAGUAUCCACCAUGCCUUCCCAGUCGCAUUGAGCUGAUCGAAGUUUUCAGCAACAUGACGGGGAGGAGGAGGUUGUCUCAACGAAACGUGGAGAGGAACCACAGCAAGAACGAAGAAAAGGAUUUUUCUAGACAGCGCAUCCUUGACCUUCAUAACGAGGUCCUUGGGACGGCAGGAAGCCAUAUGACGGAUAUGGAGAGACUGCCAGGAGACAAGGGGGCACUGCAUUACCAGGGAGCGGCGUCGCUCACAGGAAGGAUGUUCGAUUCAACUACUGACAACCUUCCUCCUAACGCUAAACUGAAGCGAGUGGUCAAGAGCUCGUUCCUGCGGGACGAGGACGAGAUGUGGGGGUGA